AAAAUAAUAAUAAAAAAGAAGAAAAGAAAUAACGUUAACGCAGAAAUAUUGAGCCAAGUGACUGUAGCUCGUGUGGCUUCUCGAGUUACCGACGGAGAUUUAAGAGUUAAUAAAUAAUUUAUUCGCUGUGAUAUAUCAUAAGCGACAUUUUGGAGGGGAACAACGCGUGUCUGUCCCGUAUCGGUAGCUGCCAUUCGGCCGGAGGAGGAGGAGGGAACUCGGUCUAAACGGACAUCGCACCGCGCUGGCACGGAAAGAAGGGAGACGGGCAGGACGCUUAACUGCUGAAUAUUUUAUCCCCCCUCGAGUAUUUUGUGGCAGAUUUCGUGUUCCCGGUUCCUCGGACGACAAAUGUGUGUGCGUGCUGGGGGAGGGAGUUGAAACCGGGGGUAAGCAUUCAAAAUAAAAUUUAAAAAAAAAGAAGAGCUUUCUCUUUUUGUCCCUUUUCCGCUUGCCGCCCGCUCCCUCCCUCCCCUGAACGCACGCACGCACGCACACACCGGCCCGGGCCAGCCGAGGACUCCCAAAUCCUACCGGGCAUCGAGGCUGGCACACGGCGGGGUACCGAGAGCUCUCUGGCCAGCCUGUCUGCCCCGCUGCCCCGCUGCUGGUGGGCUCCUUCCCCCUGUCGAGGCGUCUGUCGGCGAGACAUCGGCUCUGCUCGGACUUCCAUACCCUGUGGUGCUGGGCAGAGCGUUAUGGCUCAGACGCUGCAGAUGGCGAUCCCUAACUUUGGCAACAACAUCCUGGAGUGUCUGAACGAACAGCGGCUGCAGGGCCUCUACUGCGAUGUCUCCGUCGUCGUCAAGGGACACGCCUUCAAGGCCCACCGUGCGGUGCUGGCAGCCAGCAGCUCCUACUUCCGUGAUCUGUUCAACGCCGGGGGGAAGAGCUCGGUGGUGGAGCUUCCCCCAGCUGUGCAGCCGCAGAGCUUCCAGCAGAUCCUGGCCUUCUGCUACACAGGACGCCUCAGCAUGAACGUCGGAGACCAGUUCCUGCUCAUGUACACCGCCGGCUUCCUCCAGAUCCAACAGAUCAUGGAGAAAGGCACAGAGUUUUUCCUCAAGGUCUCUUCUCCAAGCUGUGACUCCCAGGGUCUCCACAACGAGGAGACCCCGACCUCUGAGCCUCAGAGCCCCGUCACUCAGACGGUGGGAGGCGGCGGAGUCGGCGUGGUUGCCACAGCCACGGGCAGACCCACCCCGUGUCUGACGCCCCUCCCCCUGGUCUCCAAGGUGAAGACGGAACAGACGGCCUCCACGCCUCAGCCCACCCCGCAGCCGCAGCAGCAGGAGGGCUCCCCCUACUCUGUGGUCUGCACCCCCGUGGCCAAGCGGCUGUGGGAGGGGGGGAACCGUGACGGGGGAGGGGGUUUGGGAGGGGGCGGGGGAGGCGGGAUGAGGAAGGCCGCACGCUACUCUUCUUCCUCCUCUUCCUCCUCCUCCUCCAACAACACUACCCAGGAUGCCUCAGGGCGCGGACCUGGCGCCAACGCCGCCGCAGCCGCCGCUUCGGCAGGAGCAGCCGGACUCAACAGUAACCAUAACAACAACAACAAUAACAACGGCGGGACCCCCGAGGGCACCAGCCCGGGCACACUGAGCAUGUACACCAGCGACUCGCCAAUCAGCUACCACGACGACGAGGAAGAGGACGACAUAGCGGACGACAGCGCCGAGGAGCAGUACAGGCAGAUCUGCAACAUGUACACCAUGUACAGCAUGCUGAACGCCGGAGCGGCAGUGGUCGGGGAGCGGGUGGAGGCUCUGCCUGACUUGGCUCCGGACUCGGGAGGCGGGCGGGGAGGCAGAGGUGGGCGGUCCCGGCAGGACCUGGCGUCGCUGCCCGCCGAGCUCAUCAGCCAGAUCGGAAACCGCUGCCACCCGAAGCUGUACGAGGAGGGCGACCCGGCCGAGAAGCUAGAGCUGGUGAGCGGCACCUCCGUGUUCAUCUCCCGCGCUCAGCUCAUGAACUGCCACGUCAGCGCCGGCACCCGCCACAAAGUGCUGCUCAGACGCCUGCUGGCCGCCUUCUUCGACAGGAGCACUCUGGCUAACAGCUGUGGAACCGGCAUCCGCUCCUCAACCAACGACCCGAGUCGUAAACCGCUGGACAACAGAGUGCUGCACGCUGUCAAAUUUUACUGCCAGAACUUCGCGCCGAGCUUCAAGGAAAGCGAGAUGAACGCCAUCGCGGCGGACAUGUGCACCAAUGCCCGCCGCGUCGUCCGCAAGAGCUGGAUCCCCAAGCUCAAACUGCUGAUGGCUGACAGCGACGCCUACUCCGCUUUCCUGGCUGACAGUGUGAAGAUGGAGGCCGACGCGCUGGGGGCAGAGCAAGGCUUUGACCCCGCCUCCCUGGAGGCUGUGGCGGCGGCGGCGGCUGCCGCCAACAAUAACGACGUUGGAGGCGGAGCCACGCCGGCAGACACCCUCCAGGGGACGGGAGGAGACGGCAGCACUUUGUUUUGAGUGAGUGAUCGGACAGAUAGAUGAAUGGACGGAUGGACAGAUUGAUGGAGGGGAGGGAUGGAUGGCAUUUUUCUGGGGCGAUGAGUAGAGAACGGCGGCCGCUAUGGCCGCGAUGUUAGCGGUUACUUCUUCCCCCGGCGCCACGUGUUCGGGGAUCUCUUUCUUCCUUUCUGUUGGUCCGUUCGUUCUUUCCUGGCUUUUUGUUUUGUCCACCGUUCUGUCUCUCUCAGCAGCCCAGAGCGCUUCUCUCCGGGUUGUUCCUCCUUUCUUUUCUGGUAAAGAGAGAGACUGAAAGAUGGAUAGAAAGGUAGCAGAGGGACGAGGAUGACAAAUGCCCCCCCCCAACACAUCUUCAUUCCUCUGCGACCUUUCAAGAUUGUUUCAGCCUUUAUUUUUUAUGUUUUUAAAAGUGUGGACUGUCACCAAGGCCCUUUUCUUACCAUAAUCAAUCAGACAUUCCCUGGGGAGGGGAGGGGAGGGGAGGGGAAGGGAGGUCAUCCUGUCUGGAGAAAGUGAUAUUUCCUUCUCCAAACUCCGGUAACACUGUUGUUUUGAUAUUGAAUGUAUGCGUGGAGGAGCGCGUGGGCCGCGGCAUCGUGACGUCGGUGGAGGAUCAGUGAGCGUGUGCAGAGCCCCGUCUGGGUUUGUUUGUUUGUUUCUUUUGCUGCCUUUCGUCCGGACGGCCCGAUGAAAGCUUCUCUGAGAGUGUGGGGGUUGAGGGGGUCAGGGGAUGAAAUGGAUAUUAAUAUGUAUAUUGGCAUGGUUUAUGAUGUCCCCAACCCCACCAGCCCUGCUGUUCCAACCCCCGCUGGGCCAGAGAGUUUAGACUGACACUGUGGUGGCAGAUGGGAAGAACGAAGGUUUUCUUCCUUAAAAACAAAACCUUUCACCCCCCCAGUCUCCCCCACUUUUUGACCGUAAAACAGAAAAGUCAAAACAUUUCAUUUUUUUAUUAAUUUUUAAUUAAUCCUUUUUGUGUGUGAUUUCUUUUUUUUUUUUUUUGCCAAGCCUCCUGAGGGAGAGGAAACUUGUUGAUGAUGAUUGUCAAAGAGUUUGCGUGUGAGAAAUGCACUGUGUUAUUUCCUGCGGUAUGAGUACAAUCGAAUUACGUUUUUGUGCGUAUCAAAAAGAGAAGAGAAGGGGUGGAUUUAUUUAAAAAAAAAAUACAGGAAAAAGGAGAAAAAAUAUGAGCUGAAAUC
Scatophagus argus is the source of this 3670-nucleotide messenger RNA. RefSeq names its product nucleus accumbens associated 1, BEN and BTB (POZ) domain containing b (gene nacc1b). Gene Ontology annotation, biological process: regulation of transcription by RNA polymerase II. The record is from RefSeq and is a predicted model, not a curated record. NCBI's taxonomy places the organism in Eukaryota, Metazoa, Chordata, Actinopteri, Scatophagidae. The transcript has 8 exons. Gene Ontology annotation, molecular function: RNA polymerase II cis-regulatory region sequence-specific DNA binding; DNA-binding transcription factor activity, RNA polymerase II-specific; protein binding. Bases 699 to 2471 code for a protein of 590 amino acids.